Saccostrea cuccullata (small rock oyster) is the source of this 538-nucleotide messenger RNA. Its product is annotated as multiple epidermal growth factor-like domains protein 10. The record is from RefSeq and is a predicted model, not a curated record. NCBI's taxonomy places the organism in Eukaryota, Metazoa, Mollusca, Bivalvia, Ostreida, Ostreidae. The transcript has 7 exons. Gene Ontology annotation, molecular function: scavenger receptor activity. The coding region runs from base 53 to 538 and encodes 161 amino acids.
GCAACACUUCAAACAAAAUUUAUUUAUUUAUGCAAGAUUUAUAAUUUAUUCCAUGUGCAGAAUUACGUUUGGUACAGAAAACUGUAGCACAAAUUUUCAGAAGGUUGGAGGCGUAUGUGAAGAGUGUCCUCCUGGAUAUUUUGGACUUGAGUGUAAGCAAAGUUGUCCACCACCAACAUUUGGUAAAUUAUGCGGAGACACAUGUUAUUGUGCACAUAAUGAAUGUAACCCUACUUAUGGAUGUUCCAAAGAAGAAAAGGACACAAAAGGUUGUGCUGUCGGGUCGCUCAAGGAAAAUAACCAAAAGUGUUGUUCUAACCACUACAAAGUAAAUCAUACUUGUCAAGCUUGUCCUCCUGGUUAUUUUGAUUUAGACUGUUCGUCCCAAUGCCCCCCAUCAAGAUAUGGAUUUAUGUGUGCUUACCUGUGUAAUUGUUCCAAUUCUUAUUGCAAUCAUGUGACUGGAUGUCUUCUAACAAGAGACCUUGAGGAUGUUAAUGUUGAAGAUAAUGUAAUAGAAAAUGAUGAAUUAGCUUAA